CCACACCACACCACACCACACCACACCACACACACGCACACAUGCACGCACACACACACACGCACACACACACAUACAUACACAUACACAUAAACACACAGAGGCAUAGACGGAUUCUCUGAGAAGAAGCUAAGAUGGAUGGGGAAUAUCUCUAUGUCCACUGAUCUUGUGGGAGCAUGCCUCUGAGUCCGCCAGCCGACGCCAAACAUGAGUCUCCCGACCGGCCGCGGCAACAGCACGCCCCUACCAACGGUAACCACGGAGACGACAGCAUUCGGGCCUCUCCCGGGAAAAAACCUGCCACGGAUCCCAUGGAGGAUCUCCACGGAAACGCAGCCGUCAUCCGCAUUGGAAUCCCUGACCUGCAGCAAACAAAAUGCAUGCGUUUGGACCUAGAGGCGCCGGUGUGGGUAUGUAAGCAGCGCGUGCUGGUGACACUCACCCAGAGCCUGACAGACGUGCUCAACUAUGGGCUCUACUUGCCCGCCUUCAACGGCCGUGCAGGAAAGUUCCUGGAUGAGGAGAGGCUACUCCGGGACUACCCUAUGCCCACGGUCACCCCGGUCCCUUACCUCGAGUUCCGCUACAAGAGACGAGUGUACACACAAAGCCAAGUGGAUGACAAGCAGUUGGCUAAACUUCACACCAAGGCCAACCUGAAGAAGUUCAUGGAGGUGGUGCAGCUGAGGUGUAUUGAGAAAGUCUCCAGAUUUCUGGAAAAAGGACUGGACCCAAACUUUCAUGAUUCAGACAGUGGAGAGUCUCCCCUCACCCUGGCCGCACAGCUGGACUCCUGUGCAGACCUGAUUAAGGUCCUGCGUAACGGAGGCGCCCACCUGGACUUCAGGACCAGAGAUGGCAUCACCGCGCUGCAUAAGGCCGUACAGUCCAGAAACCACGUUGCACUAACAACCCUGCUGGACCUGGGAGCCUCGACGGACUACAAGGACAGCCGGGGCCUGACUCCCCUCUACCACAGUGCCAUGGUGGGCGGAGACCCGUACUGCUGCGAGCUGCUGCUCUAUGACCACGCCCAGCUGGGCCACAGCGAUGAGAAUGGCUGGCAGGAAAUCCAUCAGGCUUGUCGCCAUGGAAACGUGCAGCACCUGGAACACCUCUUAUUUUAUGGAGCAGAGAUGAGUGCCCAAAAUGCCUCAGGAAACACAGCAUUGCACCUGUGUGCCCUCUACAACCAGGAUGGCUGUGCCAGAGUCCUGCUGUUUCGGGGAGCUAAUAAGGACAUCAAAAACUACAACAACCAGACAGCAUUUCAGGUCGCCAUCAUUGCAGGAAACUUUGACCUGGCAGAGAUCAUAAAGGUUCACAAACCCUCAGAUGUCGUGCCUUUCAGGGAGAGUCCCUCCUACUCUUCCAGGCGUAGAGGUGGGUCCAGUGGGUGUCUCUCCCCUCGUCGCUCCGCCCUGCUGCGCUCGGCCAGUGACAACGCUCUGGACGAGAGUCUGCCCGCCCCCUCGCCUGCCCCCUCCCUGCGCAGCCUGCCCCCGCUGGACGCCGAGGAGACGUCACCGUCGCAGCAGCGCAGUCAGCAGGGGGCGACCUCACAGACGCGCAGCCUCAGGAGACACACCCGGGGCCACCUCAGUCCUGGGAGCCCGGUGCAGCGUGAGCCCAGUCCGCCAGCGGUGUCGCGCGGGCCCAAGCGCAGACUCUACAGCGCUGUCCCCGGCCGCACCUUCAUCGCCAUCAACUCGUACACGCCACUGGGAGAGGGCGAGAUCACACUCAACCGCGGCGAGAGAGUCAAGGUGAUGAGUAUUGGAGAGGGAGGCUUCUGGGAGGGGUCAGUUAAAGGAAGGACCGGCUGGUUUCCUGCACACUGCGUGGAGGAAGUCCAAAUGAGACAAUUUGACCCACGAUUAGAAACAAGGGAGGAUCGGACCAAGAGGCUGUUCAGGCACUACACAGUGGGCUCUUAUGACAACUAUACUUCCUACAGUGAUUAUGUCAUUGAGGAGAAAAGUGCCACGCUACAGAAGAGAGACAGUGAGGGCUUCGGAUUCGUCCUACGUGGAGCGAAAGCUGAGACACCCAUCGAGGAGUUCACACCUACACCAGCGUUUCCAGCCCUCCAAUACCUGGAAUCCGUGGACCUGGAGGGUGUGGCCUGGAGGGCGGGGCUUAGAACAGGCGACUUCCUGAUUGAGGUGAAUGGCGUGAGCGUGGUGAAGGUUGGACACAGACAGGUGGUGUCUCUGAUCCGACAGGGAGGCAGCAGGCUGGUCAUGAAAGUUGUGUCCGUGUCUCGCAAACCAGAUACCGGAGAUGUAGUCCGCAAAAAAGCCCCACCUCCCCCAAAGAGAGACCCCAGCACAAGCCUGACUCUGCGUUCCAAGAGCAUGACGGCCGAGCUGGAGGAGCUGGCAUCCAUGCGGAGGCGAAGAGGGGAGAAGCUGGAUGAGAUGCUGAGCAGUAAGGAGCCGGUGGUGGUGAUGAGGCCACGCCCCUCGGAGGCGGACUCUCGCGCUGCCACCGUCAAGCAGAGACCAAUCAGCCGGAGAAUCACACAGGCAGAGAUUAGUAAUCUCUUGGAGAGGCAAGGAAUGUCUCCAUCUUCUGGGAUGCAGCUGGGAUUGGAUAAGAGUCACAUGCAACUGCCCAGAGGAAUGUCCAGAACAAAAUCCUUCGGUGCCCCUGAGGAUGACAGAAUCUCCGCUCUGAUUGGAGAGCAUCGGUUUCCACGGAGCUCUUCCAUGACGGACAGCUUCCACCACAUUCCACCCCCGCCUCAAACCGCACCCCCUCCGCCCCCGACUUCUUACUACAUGGACUCAGGCCCGCCCCCGGCCUUCCUCCCGCCCCCUCCGUCGCGUGCGGCCAAUCAAACGCGCUCGAGCUUCCGCCCAGGCGUGGAGCCCAAGCUGCACGGGCCAGUGACGACGGAGCGGCAGCGGAAAGCACGCUCCAUGAUCAUCCUGCAGGACACCGCACACCUGCCUGUCGAGCCCACCUCCAUCCCCCGUCCAGCUACGCCCACCUCUGGCCACUCCCAGCAGCCACUGCAGGAGCGGGGGAGGAGACGGACGUCCGGCGUGGAGAACCCCUACGCCAACGUGGGCCGCCUGAGCACCCUCUACACGCCGGCCAAGCCCCAGCGUCGGAAGAGUCCGCUGGUCAAGCAGGGCCAGGUGGAGGAGGGCAGCGCAGGAGGAGGGGGCAGUCAAGAGAGAGUGAUCAUCCGGGAGCCGUCUCCCGUCGGCACGUUGUCGCGGAUCCCGCACAGCAGCCGGGCGGAGCAGUUCCAGCAGCAGGUGCUGCAGCCGGGCCAGCGCCCGCAUCACACCCGGCCAGCCCGGCGCCUUCCUUCAGCCAGCCGGUGGAAAGAGCCACCCGAGCCGCAGACGCCCGCGCCGCUGCUCACCGCGCAGUCGCACUCCAUGGGCCAGGCUGGCCGAGGCUGCGCGCCCCGCCCCAUGCUCUCACCAGGGCCGCCGCCGGGCGGCUCCACCUUCAUCCACCCGCUGACCGGCCGGCCCCUGGACCCUCCCUGCGCGCUGGCGUUGGCUGGCAGCGGGCCGAGGGCCUGAUGCGCACCGCCCACCCCACCACACCCGUCCCCAUCGCCCGGCCUUAGCCCAGGGCGGGGGCCGGAGAGAGGCCAAGGCGGAGGAGGAGGGACCGCGCCGGCCAGCGGUGGAGGUACGCCACCACCGUCCUGGAGGGACGAGCCAAUCAGCAUCAUCGAAACGCCGCCGCCCAGCGAGAUCAUCAUCAGUAGCAGCAGCCCCACCUCGGGGCGGAGCCCGGAGACAACACCCGCCCCUUCCAGCCUAACGGACACCGAGCACAGUCCGACCUCGGCCCGGGUUCCCUCCCCGGCUCCGCCCCUGGCCAUCCUGUCAGGACGCAGCAUGACCAUGAGCUCGGAGGAGGAGGCAGAGCCAUACACCGUGACCCUGCCGCCGGCGCUGCUGUCGUCCAGCGACGAGGAGACGCGCGAGGAGCUGCGCAAGAUCGGCCUGGUCCCACCGCCCGAGCCCUUCGCCAAUGGCCUGAUGGCCAAAGAGGCGCCCAUCAAAGCCACCCUGGCGCUCGCCGCCUCCAGGCCCGGGCCCAUGCCGGCUUCCGCCGCGGCCGCCGCCACCUCCUCGGCCACCUCCUCGGCCUCCGCGCCAGGGGGCAAGUGUGACUCGGUGGCCACCGACUCGGGCGUGGAGGACCCGCACCUGGAGACGACCAGCACCGUCUCCACCGUGUCCAGCAUGUCCACGCUGUCGUCGGAGAGCGCCGACUCGGCGCACGCCAAGCCCAAGUGCGUGGUGGGCCGCGGGCGGCCGGCGGCGCUCAUGCGCGACCCGCUCCUCAAGCAGUCGUCUGACAGCGAGCUGCUGCCCCAGGUGCAGGGCGGGACGGGCACGCCUGGCCGGCCCCGGUACCUCUUCCAGCGGCGCUCCAAGCUGUGGGGGGAGGUAGAGCCGCGUGGCCUCGGCUCCGCCGCCGGGCAGCAGGAGGGGGGAGGAGGUGGAGGGGCAGGAGGCGCAGGGGGAGCUAACGAGGGCCGGCCGGCGGCCAUGGGCGCUGAGCUCCUGAGCAAGGUUCGCCUCGCGGGGGAGGAGCCAUUGGCCAGGGGGGCCCUUCGGCCCGGCAGGAGGAGACAGCCCGUGGGAGGGGCGAGGUUGUUCAGCAGUCUGGGCGAGCUGCACACCAUCUCCCAGCGCAGCUAUGGCACCACCUUCACCAUCCGCCCAGGCACCCGCUACCCGGUGACGCGCCGCACGCCCAGCCCUGGUGCCACGCCUGACCGCGGCGACACGCCGCUGGGCCCUGUGCGCACCUUCGGCAGCGGUGGGGGCGGCGGCAGCAGCAGUAGCCCCCACCUCCCGCACCACCACCACCACCACCACACCAUCCUCAAGUCGUCCAGCCUCAGUCUGCCCACGGAGCCCAAGGAGGUGCGCUUCGUCAUGCGGAGCGCCAGCGCUCGCGCCCGCAGCCGCUCGCCCUCGCCGUCGCCCUGCGCCUCGCCGUGCCCGUCGCCCGUGCUGGGCGGGCCGCUCAUGGCGCUGCGGCCCUUCCGCCAGCGCCCGCUGGCGCUCUGGAACAAGUACGACGUGGGCGACUGGCUGGAGAGCGUCGGCCUGGGUGAGCACCGCCAGCGUUUCCUGGAGCACGAGAUCGAGGGCGCGCACCUUCCCGCGCUCACCAAGGACGACCUGGCCGAGCUGGGGGUGACGCGCGUUGGCCACCGCAUGAACAUCGAGCGCGCGCUCAAGCAGCUGCUGGACACUUAAAGGCGCCCACCUCAAGAUGCCCGCUCAUUCUUAAGGGCCGCUGCGCAAAAAUGCUCAUCUCCAUACAGAUGUAGAAUUUACACUGGAGUUUGGCACAGAAUAGUUAAACCUGCACAACAACCCCUUCCAAUCCAAACACAGCCAUCGACAAUCUACACUACUCCUACCCCCACACACACACAUACACACACAAACACCAACUGGAUCAAUAUCCAGGAUUUAUCUACAACUUUAAUUUAUACAACAAUAUAGUAUAAUACUAUUCAUACCCCUCACACUGUCCCCCAAUGUCAUGCAAAAAACACACAACAUUCAAUAUCCCUAUAAGGCAUUCUUACUACCCCAAGACAAAAUAGCCACUUAACAUCCUCACUUUGAAAAUGUUUUUUUGAGUCACAGAAUCAGCAUAGUAUCUAACCUCUAACUAGUCCAAACAUUUUGGUAUAUCACCUUUUAUUCUUACCAGGUCCCAGUCCAAUAUUUUGCUGUGGUGGUACAGUAUACUGGGUCAAAUCAGACUGGUCCUUGGUUGCUGUGGUUGAUGUAAAGUGAAAAUUAAUGUUCGACAUCCAUGGUUAAAGGAGAUUGCCUUUGGAGAGCUUUCUGCUCUCUAACUUUUUAAGCAACCUUUGAACAGAUUCUGCCUCCAUCUAGAUUUAAUAAAAUGAAAGUAUUUUCAGCUAACUUUUAUAUGUAUGAAUUAAUACAGGCUAUAUAUUUAAGAUGGAACGAAUUGUAUUGCGUAUGAAUGCAACUUGAAGUUUAACUUCACAGUUUAACCUUAUAUUGUGUCUUUAAAAAGUUUGUGGUAGAGUUAAUUUGGUCAGAUUUACAGCUAUUUUACCUUUGAAGCAAAGUCCCUUAUCACAAUUAUUGCUUUCUAUUAAUCUGUGCUUUAUGAUUAAUAUGAUGUUCCCAAUAUAUUUAUUAUUUUAUUCUCUUUACAAAGUCAAAAAUGUUGUUGGAGGAAGGCGUUUGAGACGUUAGUAAAUGUGGCAGAUGUCUGUAAAUAUGUUAUUUUCUUUCUUUCCUUCUUUCUUUGUUUUCAACUUAAACAGAAGCAAUGGAAAUGUGUGUUAUUUACAUGCCGACUAUGGUUGCUCCGAGGGCUGUGAUGUUUGCUCACCUCUGUGAAUGACUUACAAAGAUCAGGUGCUAUGUUACAAAGCCAUCUGCACACACACACACACACACACACACACACACACAGUAUAUCCAGUAACACAAUUAGUCAGUAUAUAAAACGUGCAUGCAUACACAAGUGCUUAAUCUCAUGUCUAUAGUAUUAAAAAAAUGCACGUUAAUACAGGACACAUGCACAGGCAAAACAUUGGGAUAGCAUUGCCAUCCUAAAUGUCAGUAUACAGUAUUUAUUUGACACACAGAUAUACUCAUAUUCACAUCCCCAAAAAUUGUACCUCACAUACAAAUACACACACAUGCACAGUACGCCUACACAUACACGCUGACGCUACACACACAUACGCCUAAACACACACACACACACAAACACAGGCUUGAAGUGGCCGACAAUCUUAUCCAUGCAGCAUGUGAAUAGUGAUAUGUGUCUGCAGUGUGUGAUUGCACUGUUCUGGCAAGUGACAAUGGACAGCAUCCGCCACAUUCAUAUACAAAAAUGGAAGACGUCUCCCAAAAAAAAGGACUAGACCAUUUUGGUUAUUGUUGGACUCAAGAUCAAAUUGUUGGCCGAUAUCUAGCCUUCUCUAUACGGAAAAAACAUGUACCAAAAAUUACAA
Molecule: messenger RNA, 7006 nt
Organism: Alosa alosa (allis shad)
Lineage: Eukaryota; Metazoa; Chordata; Actinopteri; Clupeiformes; Clupeidae
Gene: shank3b
Product: SH3 and multiple ankyrin repeat domains 3b
Cellular component (GO): postsynaptic density; dendritic spine; postsynaptic membrane
Molecular function (GO): synaptic receptor adaptor activity; ionotropic glutamate receptor binding
Source: RefSeq, a predicted model, not a curated record